GAAGCAGAUAGGUUUUUUUUUAGUAAUUGUAAUUCUAGUUACACGAGUAAUGCAUUAAAAAAUGAUGAUCCCUGUUAUGCUUCUUUUCAUUUUGUUUAUACGUGUGGUUUAUCGUUGCUAAAGCAGACAUGGCUACCAAGCAGCCAAAUACAGGCCUCUUUGUAGGACCGUACAAGGGCCAUGUUGCAACCAAGGAGGAGUUGGCUCGACGUCCAUCUAAUAGAAAAGGAGAAAGUAAAACUAGCAAGAGAGUCCAUUUUGUGAGGAACUUGAUCGGGGAAGUUGUUAGUUUUGCACCGUACGAGAAGAGGACCAUCGAGCUUUUGAAAGUCCGUAAGGACAAGCGAGCGCUCAAGGUAGCUAAGAGAAAGUUGGCAACUCAGAAAAGGGCGAAGAAGAAGCGAGAGGAGAUGUCUGGUGUUCUUCGCAAGACGAGGGUUCCCUGCAAAUUUUUAGAUUAUCCGGAAGGAAUGUGA
Messenger RNA from Hibiscus syriacus, 476 nucleotides. RefSeq names its product 60S ribosomal protein L36-2-like. Bases 129 to 476 code for a protein of 115 amino acids. Gene Ontology annotation, biological process: cytoplasmic translation. Gene Ontology annotation, molecular function: structural constituent of ribosome. Lineage: Eukaryota; Viridiplantae; Streptophyta; Magnoliopsida; Malvales; Malvaceae. The record is from RefSeq and is a predicted model, not a curated record. The transcript is spliced from 2 exons. Gene Ontology annotation, cellular component: ribosome; cytosolic large ribosomal subunit.